Molecule: messenger RNA, 3296 nt
Organism: Physella acuta
Lineage: Eukaryota; Metazoa; Mollusca; Gastropoda; Physidae
Product: cartilage matrix protein
Biological process (GO): anatomical structure development
Cellular component (GO): extracellular region; cell surface
Molecular function (GO): signaling receptor binding; calcium ion binding
Source: RefSeq, a predicted model, not a curated record
GUCUACGUUACUUCACGUGCAUCCAGAGACUCACGCGUAUAGAGAGCGCAGACUGUCGCGAUUGUUGGCAUUGCUAGACUGUGUUGUUAGCAUAGCUAGACAUUCACGUUUUGCAAAGAACGCAAAUCGUAUUCCGGCUUUUAUCCACAUGUGAAUAUAAUUUUAAACACAGAUCAGAUCAUCACGUGGUUUCGUACAUCGAAUGUUUCACAUUAUUUUUCAUUCCUCACGAGAGACGAUUUAUGCUCGUCUGUAUUGAACUGAAUACAUCAAACUUGUUAUUUAAUUUUUGAUUUUCUUUGAAGUUGAGAACCGGAUGUGGUUCAAGUCUGUCGGGAAAACUUGUCGUUUUUGGAUGCUGGAUUGAGAUCUUCGACUAACAAGUUUACUUGUCGUUUAUAUUAUUACACGUAUGGUGUUUGGUGAAGUGUACAUGGUUAACUAUAUAUAGGGUCAAGGCUUAACGUCAGUGGAUCGAAAGUUUAACAAAGGCGUCUCCGGAGUUGACAAAGUUCAAACAAAGUUUAUCAAACAAUCAGUUUAACAAAGGAUAACCCGUGUUCAGUGAAGCGUGUAAAAUUAUAACAGUAAAUUUGACAAGUUGCUAGUUUGAUGUCUAAAUACUUUAACGAAGUUGUCGUUUAUCGUGAUUUGUGAUAGACUUCAUUGGAUUGUUCAACCCUAAUCGGAGAGUUGUAAAGCUAAUCAGAGAGCUUAACGCUAUUCGGAAAGUUAAACCCUAAUCAGAGAGUUCAACCCUAAUUAGAGUGAUUAAAGCUCACUUACACCAUGUUCCUCAAUGUCAUAUCCCCUCUUGCUGUUUGUGUCAUUUUGAUGACAGUCCAGAUGACAUUUGGAGAGGAAUACAAAGGGCGUCACGUGUGCACCAACCACACCCACGUGACCACCCCAGUCUCAGUACGGCAGAGCUACACCAAGGCGACCUACAACUCGGAGCUGAACAAGAUGACCUACCAGACGGCCUACAGGACUGUCAUACGCAUGCAGAUACACGCCCAGGUCUCAGCGGGGUGCUGCCCGGGGUGGGGCAAGAGGACGCCACGUGACCUUAGCUGCACGCAGCCUCUGUGUGAGGAAACGUGUGAGAACGGCGGCAAGUGUGUACAGCCAGGUGUCUGCCACUGUCUCGAGGGCUACACGGGCUACAGGUGUCAGAUAGAAAUCAACGAGUGUGUUGGACGACACAGGUGCCAACACACCUGCAUCAACACACCUGGCAGCUACAUGUGUCAGUGUCGCACGGGGUUCACCCUGGCAGAGGACAAGAUGAGCUGUGAUUUAUGCCUGACGUGUACGGAAGAGUUCCAGGAGAUGUCGUUCCACAUCGACACCAUCAUGGAGGUGAAGAAAGGGAUGGCCGAGCUGCAGGCCCUGAGGAACCAGACGGUGAACUUUGACCUGCUGGAGCAGAAGCUGGAGCAGAAGCUGGCUGGCAUCGAGGGCAUGAAGACGCAGAUCAACAGCCUGGUGGAUGUCAAGCAGGAGCUCACAGACCUGCGGGCUGUCCGUAAGGAGGUUCAGACCCUGAAAGAUCACGAGAAAAACGAGAGCGAUGUUGUCUCGCGUCUGCAGAAGCAGGUGAUGGAGUUGCAGAACGUCACCAAGCAUGUUGGGGAGAUUCAAAUUCUGCAGACGAAGGUGGAGAAACUUCAAGAAUUGAAACCUGGGUUGGAGAGCCUUCAUUCUAAAAUGGCGAAGGUUGAUUUACUUCUUGAGAUGAAGAACGAUACAGAUUCGAUCCGUCAGAUUAGAAAUGAUGUUCGGGAUAUACAAGAGAAAAUGAAUGAGAAGCUCUCUAAACAGGAAGUGAAGAAGCAGCUGGAGGAUCUUCAUAACGUCAAGGCGAGCGCGGAAGAGCUGAGACAGGUCAAGGCCAUGGUGGAAAGUUUGAAGAAGAUGGCGCCGGAUGUGGAGAGUAUUAAGGAGAUGAAGAAACAGCUGGUGGAAUUAGAGGAGAUGAAAAUAAAGAUGGCGGCUUUGUCCGGUCUGCAGAAACAGCUGGAUGCUAUGACGCAGCGGGUGAUGCAACUUGAAGAAGAAAAAUUGGUCCUAAGCCGCAACCUGACGUCUGUGAUGAGCAGCUUCGAGUCUGUGGUGAGCGCCGUGCACUACUCCCAGCCGCCACUACGGGACGACACGACGGCAACCUACUCCUACUACGACACGACGUCGCCCGACCGCAUGGACUCCAUCAGUCAACAGAUCUCAAUCAUGGAGGAGAAAUACGCCAUUUGCUGCGGGUAAUAGAAAACCAGAAGAUGAACUUAUUUAUAAAACCAUUGAAAUGCCUUGAAAAAGAGAGUCAUCUGCUGCAUAUAAAGUUUUUAUCAUUAACAAGCCUGCCUGUAUUUAAAAGCGAGUCGCUGUUUUAAUAUUCUUAUUUUCCAUUAAAUAAAGUCACCUUUUGUAAAAAUAAUAUUUGUAAAAUUAAAAACGAAUAAAUAAACAACGAAUAAAGCCAGAAGGAAAUUAUUGAAAGAAAAUAGAAAAAAAAAACAACACAUGGCAUUGAUAUUUCUAUUUUUUUUUUUACGAAGAUGUGUUUUAGUUAAAUUUGGCUGGUGGUAAAGUUAAUUACCAUUCGUCUCUUUUUGGCCACCCGAGUAAGUGGAUUCUACAAAACCUUACUGCUGUAACUUAUCGCGUCUUGCUAAUUAUAUUUUUAUUUUUACAUUUUUUUAGUGCUACAGUCUUUUGAAAGCUGAAAUAUGAAUGUACUUUUUCGUACCGAUACGUGCACUGUUCAGAAUACUUUGUCUAUUCUAUUUUAAAAUGUUAAUAUUAUUUGACUCAAUUACAAGACAGUAAAACCUGUGAAUAUGCUGAGGUGCUGUUGGUCUAAACUUCAACACUGUUUUAGAUCUAGCGUUUGUAGUAAAGGUUACGUAAAACUAUGAGAAUAUGUAAAUCGUAUCUGUAUGUUCGUUUUCAGAGUGAUAGAUUUCCAUAGAGCAACAUUUCGUGAAUAAUGUAAAUACUUUUAGAGUACUCUUAUACCAACAGUACCCAUUUCGUUGGUCACAAAACAUCACUGUCAUACCUGUAUUUGUUGACUAUUGCUUUUAUAUAAUCUAUAAACAUAAUUUAAUUAUAACACGUUUAUUUCACGACUGUACAAGAUGUAUAUAAACCAUGUUUUCAUUCUGUUACUACCAAGUUUUAUUUUAAGUUAUCGUGAUAUUGUGUGUUGAAUGUAUAUAAUUAUUCCUGUACAAUUAAUUAUUUUCUAUUUGUGGAUCUGACAUUUGAAACAAAAUAAAAUAAGUUAAAAAUUA